AUGACCGAAUUAAUCGAAAGCACAUUGUGCCAGACGUGCAAAGCGAUAUUCCAGGCGGGCGCGAUAAAGAAUGAAUCAGGCGAGAUCCCGCAUCACGGUCUCGAAGCGCUGGCCGCUCGCGCCAGCAAAUGUCAUCUAUGCCUAACGAUAUUCAUGUCCAUUGACCCCGAGGCAUAUCAGACUUUCCGCCGGGGCUCGAUGGUUGACUCGGUUGGAUACGCGUGGAUUUCACCCAUUGCACGUGAUCAAGCACGUUUGAAGUUUCGAUACGUCAAGCCUGGGGUCCAUGGACAGGGUUCUGGACAUGCAGAGGCGAGUUCGAGCAGGAUGACACCGACUUCGCAUAGUUCCAAAACGAGCUUGUCUUUGUCCGAGGCGGACACUACGCUGGUGGUGGAGUUGAUUCUGAUGAAUCCUAAAUAUGCUGUCGAACCAGGUGUCAGGACCAUUGAUCCCAGAUCAGUAAAUACCGCCUCUAAGGAGAGCUUCGAUCUCGCCAGGCAGUGGAUCCAAGACUGUACCUUCAACCACAUGAAGUGUUCGGUCAACGAAACCAACACCUCAUGGAAGCCUACACACCUUCUGGAUGUGACAGUCCGUGGUCCCAAGGGUGCUCCAGGGGUUAAACUUGUCGACGGGAUGUUUGUGGACCCCCUGAGCGAGUAUGUGACACUCUCACACUGCUGGGGAAGAUCCAAGUCGAUCCGGCUCCACAAAGGAACACUCAGUGCCCUGAGACAAGGUGUGAGUGUAGCGGGUCUCCCAAAGACGUUUGCCGAGGCUUGCACGACCGUUGAACGUCUCGGAUUCCGAUAUCUCUGGAUCGAUGCAUUAUGCAUCAUGCAUGACAAGGAGCAAGCCGUCUUGUCUGAGAUUGCACAGAUGCAUAAAGUCUACUCGGAAGCGACUCUCAAUAUUGCAGCAACCUCGUCACGAGAAGAUGCUAGUGGAUUAAUCUACUCGCGCAAUGUUACUGCUCUUCAACCAUGUAUAGUCGAGGUGGGAGGCGUUGGCAUCGACGAUGGAAUGUACAAAAUCCUGCGCUCCACCAUCUGGCACGACCUGGUGGACUCAUCGCCUUUGAACCAACGUGCCUGGGCAUUCCAAGAACGCUGUCUGGCUAAGAGAACUCUCCACUUCACACGCAACGAGCUCCUUUGGGAGUGCCAACAGAUGUGCUGUUCCGAAGUAUUUCCCAAGGGACUGCCUGCGACCAUGGGACCGCCAUCAAGCCAAGAAUCCGUCGAGUUCUUCAGCAAACGCAUCCACCACCAGCGUCACGGCAACUGGCACCAACUGGUCAAGAUGUACAGCCCGAAACGCCUAACAUACUCGUCGGACAAGCUCCUCGCGGUCGCUGGGCUCGCGAAACAAUACAUGGCGCGCAAUCGCCUCCGAGAAGCCGACUACCUAGUGGGGAUGUGGCGACCGCAGCUACCGCACGCAUUUCUAUGGCGGGUGGAGCAAGGACGGCGACCGACGCAGUACCGGGCACCGACGUGGUCGUGGGCAUCGAUCGAUGGCGAGGUCAAAUACCCAGAGCCGGCGCAGGCGAUGCGCGAGACGUGCAUCGAGAUCAUCGAGAUCAACAUGAAAUACAAGCAGGACAACUUCGGGCUCGUCGAGUCUGGCUCCAUCCAAGUCCGCGGCUUCAUGGCGCGUGGCCUCCUUCGCCGCACCCACGACUACUGGGGCCAAACCCCGUGCGUGAUCCAGUGCACGCGGGCGCAGAUUGAGCUGGAGAACGCGUCCUUUGACGACCGGCUGCCCAAGCUGUCGGAGGCGAGCGGCAUGCUCACGGAGCAGCUGGAAGUGUAUCUCUUACCGGUGAUCGAUGUGGUGGACCGGGUGGAGGGCCUGUUGCUGUGCGCGACGAUGAAGAAGGGAGAGUUCCGCCGGAUCGGGUCUUUUGACGUCUCGCGCUAUGAUCAGGUCAAUUGGGAUCGCUUCCGUAGCGUCAUGAAGGGUGAUCCCGACAUGGACAAUUAUCAGGAACGCCUCGAUCAUACCAAUGGAUAUUGGUUCGCCAGUGAUUAUACUUAUACCAUCAAUAUUAUUUGA
Exophiala bonariae is the source of this 2061-nucleotide messenger RNA. RefSeq lists its product as uncharacterized. The record is from RefSeq and is a predicted model, not a curated record. NCBI's taxonomy places the organism in Eukaryota, Fungi, Ascomycota, Eurotiomycetes, Chaetothyriales, Herpotrichiellaceae. The transcript has 2 exons. Bases 1 to 2061 code for a protein of 686 amino acids.